Molecule: messenger RNA, 1533 nt
Organism: Psammomys obesus (fat sand rat)
Lineage: Eukaryota; Metazoa; Chordata; Mammalia; Rodentia; Muridae
Gene: Tmem17
Product: transmembrane protein 17
Exons: 4
Coding region: 71-667 (198 amino acids)
Biological process (GO): non-motile cilium assembly
Cellular component (GO): ciliary transition zone
Source: RefSeq, a predicted model, not a curated record
GUAACCGCAGCGCGUCGCUGCGCCCGCAAACCAGCCGGGUUGUGAGGGACCAGGCCCGGGCAGACCAGCCAUGGAGCUGCCGGACCCUCUUCGUCAGCGCCUGAGCAACUUGAGCCUUACGAUGUUCGGCGACGCCAUCCGCACCGGGCCAGAGUCCAUCGAGGUGGCGGAUAAUGAAAUGGUCUCCAGCUUGCCGCUGCAGAUGUCACUCUAUUUUAGCUCUUACUUCUUCCCGCUGUGGUGGGUGAGCUGCAUUACGAUGCUUCACCUGAAGUACUCAGUCCUGCCCGAUUACUACAAAUUCAUUGUGAUCACUGUCGUCAUCCUCAUCACCUUGAUUGAAGCUAUCCGGCUGUACCUGGGCUGCAUGGGCAACCUGCAGGAGAAGGUCCCUGAGUUGGCUGGCUUUUGGCUUCUGAGCCUUCUACUGCAGUUGCCCUUAAUCCUCUUCUUGCUCCUUAACGAGGGCCUGAAGAAUCUGCCCUUGGAAAAAGCAAUACAUAUCAUCUUCACUGUCUUCCUUACUUUCCAAGUCAUCUCAGCAUUUCUGACCCUGAAGAAAAUGGUCAAUCAGCUGGCAGCGCGUUUCCACCUCCAGGACUUUGAUCGACUGUCUGCUAACAGGUCCACUGCGAGGAGGAUGAGGCGGAAUGCCGAAGAGCUCUGAGCCAGCGCUGAUGAGUAACAUCUGAAACACCAAGAGACUGACAGGACGUCUGAGGUCAGGCCUGAGAAAUGGAACAGUUGCUCUGGGCUGACCCUCUGGCUCAGGAAUUUCCAUGGAGGCGAUGCCGAGACUGAGGCUGAGGCAGUGUCCAGCAGACCUUUCUUGAUAUUGACUUUGCAGGUGCGUGUCCGUAAGUCUGUUGGAAGCUGUAAUCCACCACCUUUUCUGUAAUGUUUGGAGUUAUAAUCUGCAGCUAGAAAUGUGGCAUUUCAGGGAAAGUCAGUCCUGUCCAGUGGAUCUCACUGGGUGUGUCGGCACUCCAGGACGUCGCCCAGCCCAGGCCAACAUAAAACAAACUCUGUGGUGUUCUUGUGAACUCUUUGUUUCAUUUUGCAUUUGUUUUGGCAUUGUUGUCCUAUUGUUACAGAAUAAGAAGGUGGGAAGGAGUUGGGGAAGAAGACAAAACAUGCAAAAUAAUGUGGUAUAAAGAAAAAAUAAUUAAAAAAGUAAAGUGUAACUUCUUUUAAACUUGUCCGUUAUUUAUGGCUGUUCUGGGUUUCAUGGAGCACAUAGCAGUGCUUGAUCAUCAGCGUGCUCAUGCAUUAGGUGGUAUUUUUAAGCGAGAUGAAAUUUGGGGUAUGCUAGUACUCAAUUUUAAUCUCUCUUCAGUUGUUAUGCUUACGAAAAGGAGGUAUGCUGUGGUACUCAAGGAGUUUCUACUGAGAUGAAGCAGGCAGAAAUAGUAUGGUAUUUAAGAAAUAUUUUCUCAUGAAGAUCUUUUAAGUGUUAUUAAACCAUGUUCAGUAUUUGGUGGCACAUAAACUAUUUUUUACCAUAAAUCUUAAACUAUUUAUAUUAAAAUAUCA